GUGAUAACACUACUGACGAAAUCUUCUUUGUGAACAAACAACCCAUCAAAAAACAGUUUCCAAAAUGAGCAAACAAGAAGUAGAAAAUUUGAAGUUAUUAUUCGAACGACCAACUGAACCAAUGUUUAUGCCAAAAGGUGAUACAAAGACAACCUUUAAAGUACCCAAAAACUAUUUAGCUAGUCGUUACCAACCAAUUGGACAAUCUUUACAAAGUCGUUUUGGCGAGGAGGCUGACAACCAAAUUACUGUGAAAAAAAUAAGUUUACCUAAUACUCGUCAAAUUGAACAACUUGGACGACGUGAACCUUUCUCAUUAUUCAUACCAUUCCAUCAGGAGCUAGCUGCUCACUUAAUUAAGAUUAUGAUGGGCAUGCAAAACGUUGCAGAUUUGAUGUCAUUAUGUUGUUAUGUUCGCGAUCGAAUUAAUCCUUUUUUGUUUAAUUAUGCUUUGAGUGUUGCCAUGUUACAUCGCCCGGAUACCCGAGGAACUGAUAUUCCAAAUUUUGCAGAAACAUUUCCAGAAAAAUUUGUUGAUAGUGCUAUAUUUGGUAAAGCACGUGCUGAAGCUGCCAUAAUUCCAGAAGGAUCACGCGAGCCAAUUGUUCUUCCUCGUGAUUAUACAGCAAGUAAUUUGGAACCCGAGAAUCGAAUAGCUUAUUUUCGAGAAGAUUUGGGUAUUUAUUUACACCACUGGCAUUGGCAUUUGGUUUACCCAUUUGAAGGACCACGUGAUAUUGUAGCAAAAGACAGACGUGGUGAACUUUUCUAUUACAUGCAUCAACAAAUCAUUGCUAGAUAUAACUUUGAACGAUUUUGCAACAAAUUACCGCGUGUUAAACGUUUGGUAGAUUAUAAACAACCAAUGAAGGAAGCAUAUUAUUCGAAAUUGGACAGUUUAGUAUCAAGUCGAGCAUGGCCUUCACGAAGUGCUAAUAUGGUGUGUAAAGAUUUAAACCGUCCCGUCAAUCGAUUGAAACAAGAUUUGGAUGAAAUGGCUCGUUGGACUGAUCGAAUUCAUGAAGCUAUUAAUUCUGGUUUUGUUCGGCUGCCUGAUGGUAGUCAAGUAGAACUUAGUGUUCAAAACGGAUUAGAUGAAGGCAUUGAUAUGCUUGGUAAUAUGAUCGAAGCGAGCAUUUUGGCACCGAAUAUGGCAUAUUAUGGGAAUCUACACAAUAUGGGCCAUAUAUUUAUUGCUUAUUGUCAUGAUCCAGAUCAUAGAUAUUUGGAAAAUUUUGCUCCUAUGGGUGACACUGCAAUUAAUAUGCGCGAUCCAAUUUUUUACCGUUUGCAUGCGUUUAUUGACGACAUUUUCCAUAAAUAUAAGUCCACAAUUCCAAGAUACACAGUUCAACAAUUGGAGUAUCCACCAGUUAGACUUACUGGUGUUAAUAUUGAAGUACCUGGUGGACCAAGCAACACCUUACAAACAUUUUGGCAACAAAGUGAUCUUGAUAUGUCACGUGGUCUGGAUUUUAGUCCACGUGGACCUAUUCGAGUUAGAUUUACUCAUCUUCAACAUACUGGUUUCAGUUAUCGCAUUCAGGCAAAUAACUCUUCUGCAAAUCAAAUUCGUGGUACUUGUCGUAUAUUUUUGGCACCCAACAAUGAUGAGCGUGGAAUUCCUAUUCCAUUCACAGACCAUCGCAAAUUCUUCAUCGAACUCGAUAGAUUCAUUGUCACAUUGGAUCCAGGAAAUAAUGAAAUUGUCCGAAAAUCCACUGAAUCGUCAGUAACAAUUCCAUUUGAACGUACAUUCCGUAACUUGGACUUAAACCGCCCAGUAGGUGGCGAUGAAUUGGAACAAUUCAACUAUUGUGGUUGUGGAUGGCCACAACAUAUGUUGAUUCCAAAGGGUACACCAGAAGGUUACCCAUGCACAUUAUUCGUAAUGAUUUCAAAUAUUGCUGACGAUUUGGUUGAUCAAGAUUUAUCUGGAGCAUGUUCAGAUUCGUCAAGUUUUUGUGGAAUUAAGGAUCGACUAUAUCCAGAUCGUCGUUCUAUGGGUUAUCCAUUUGAUAGAGAGCCUCGAACUGGUGUGAAUACAAUUCGAGAAUUUCUAACACCAAACAUGGCAAUACAAAAAGUGAGUAUUCGAUUUACUGAUCGUUCAGAGGCUUGAUGACAUCGCAUCGUUAUGUAUGUGGAUAUCGCAAUUGCGAGACU
Chrysoperla carnea is the source of this 2166-nucleotide messenger RNA. RefSeq names its product phenoloxidase 1-like. The coding region runs from base 65 to 2122 and encodes 685 amino acids. The transcript is spliced from 6 exons. Lineage: Eukaryota; Metazoa; Arthropoda; Insecta; Neuroptera; Chrysopidae. Gene Ontology annotation, molecular function: oxidoreductase activity. The record is from RefSeq and is a predicted model, not a curated record.